This is a messenger RNA of Cyprinodon tularosa, 5179 nucleotides long. RefSeq names its product transient receptor potential cation channel subfamily M member 1-like. The record is from RefSeq and is a predicted model, not a curated record. Lineage: Eukaryota; Metazoa; Chordata; Actinopteri; Cyprinodontiformes; Cyprinodontidae. The coding region runs from base 166 to 4848 and encodes 1560 amino acids. Gene Ontology annotation, biological process: protein tetramerization; calcium ion transport into cytosol. Gene Ontology annotation, cellular component: membrane. Gene Ontology annotation, molecular function: calcium channel activity. The transcript has 28 exons.
UAGCAAAGCUCCAUCCGUUAAAGAGCUCCACAUUGAGCAGAGUCCACUAAUCCUGAUUAAAACAGGGGGGAGAGUGGGACGCCGAGACACAUCACACAGAGAAGGACCAGGAGGACAGAGGUGGGGACACCAGAUAUAUGGAGGAUAAUUUUAUGAUUCUUCAAGAUGGACAGCAGAGGAAGGAGAGGAACCAAUGGGUCAGUCAAACGUUCGUCCAUCAAACGCAGCACGUCUUCUGGAUCCCAAAGGGUUCACAGAGCCUGGAUCGAGAGAACCUUCCAGAAGAGAGAAUGCAUCCAGAUCAUUCCCAGCAAAGAUGCCAGCAGGUGCAGCUGUGGUCAGCUGGUGGCACAGCACCCCCCCAUCCCAGCAGGGGCAGGUGAGGAAACGGCCCAGCUGGUUCAACUGGACGUCCAUCCUACAGAACGAUGGAGUGCCUUGAAACACACGCAGACGUCCGCCACCGACGCCUACGGGGUACUCGAGUUCCAGGGAGGCGGACAUGUCAACAAAGCAAUGUACAUCAGGGUCUCCUAUGACUCCAAGCCAGACCCUCUCCUCCACCUGAUGGUGAAAGAGUGGCAGCUGGAGCUGCCUACAUUGCUAAUCUCCAUCCAUGGAGGGCUUCAAAACUUUGACCUUCCCCCCAAACUAAAGCAAGUCUUUGGAAAGGGGCUGAUCAAAGCUGCUGUCACCACUGGAGCCUGGAUCUUCACAGGUGGAGUCAGCACAGGAGUGAUCCGUCAUGUCGGAGACGCUCUCAAAGACCAUUCAUCCAAGUCCAGAGGAAAGGUCUGCGCCAUUGGUAUCGCACCCUGGGGAAUUGUUGAGAACAAAGAGGACCUGAUUGGGAGAGAUGUGACAUGCCCCUAUCAGACCAUGUCCAACCCACUCAGCAAGCUGUCGGUCCUGAACAGCAGCCACUCACACUUCAUCUUGUCUGACAAUGGGACGACGGGCAAAUACGGAGCUGAGGUCCGCCUUCGCCGGCAGCUUGAAAAGCACAUCUCCCUGCAGAAGAUCAAUACACGUUUGGGUCAGGGGGUCCCGGUGGUCUGUCUGAUCCUAGAGGGGGGUCCAAACGUCAUCUCCAUUGUGAUGGAAAGUCUGAAAGAGGAGCCUCCUGUCCCAGUCGUGGUUUGUGACGGAAGCGGCCGAGCCUCCGACAUCAUCUCCUUUGCUCAUAGAUACUGUGAGGAGGACGGCAGGUUGGUGAACGAGAGUGUUAAAGAUCAGCUGCUGGUCACCAUCCAGAAAACCUUCAACUACAGCCACAGUCAGGCUCAGCAGAUCUAUCUGAUGGUUAUGGAGUGCAUGAAGAAGAAAGCUCUGAUCACAGUGUUCAGGAUGGGCUCAGAGGGGCAGCAGGACAUCGAGAUGUCCAUCCUCACAGCUCUGCUGAAAGGUACCAAUGCUUCUGCCUCCGAUCAGCUGAGCCUGGCUCUGGCCUGGAACCGAGUGGACAUCGCUCGUAGUCAGAUCUUUGUCUACGGCCUCCACUGGCCUCCUGUGAGCGCCUUAACGGCUGAUCGGCCUAAAAGCCCGGCAGCCCAGCGCCCGGCAGCAGCAGCAGCUAAAGGGAAAGCUAGAGGAAAGAAAGGGAAAGGAGCUAAAACCAAACCAGAACCACCGGAGGAGACCAACCCACGGAAACUGGAGCUGCUCAACUGGGUUAACUCUUUGGAACAAGCCAUGAUGGAUGCUCUGGUGUUGGACAGGGUGGAUUUUGUCAAGCUUCUGAUUGAAAACGGCGUCAACAUCCAUCACUUCCUGACAAUACCACGUUUAGAAGAGCUGUACAACACAAAGCUGGGACCUGCAAACACGCUGCACUUUGUGGUCCGAGAUGUCAAGAAGGGGAAUCUUCCUCCUGAUUACCAGAUAACACUGAUUGACAUCGGGCUGGUUCUGGAGUUCCUAAUGGGUGGAGCAUACCGCUGCAAUUACACCAGGAAGAAUUUCAGGACACUGUACAACAACCUGUAUGGACUCAAAAGACCUAAAGCUCUGAAGCUGCUUGGAAUGGAGGACGAUGAGCCACGACCAAAGGGUAAAGGGAAAAAAAGCAAGAAGAAGGAGGAGGAAGUAGAUAUUGACGUAGAUGACCCUGAGGUCAGCAGGUUUCAGUAUCCCUUCCAUGAGCUGAUGGUGUGGGCAGUACUGAUGAAGCGCCAGAAGAUGGCGCUGUUCCUGUGGCAGAGAGGGGAGGAGGCCAUGGCUAAAGCUCUGGUAGCCUGUAAACUCUAUAAGGCCAUGGCUCACGAGUCCUCCCAGAGCGAGCUGGUGGACGACAUCUAUCAGGAUCUGGAGAACAACUCAAAGGAGUUUGGCCAGCUGGCCUACGAACUGCUGGACCAGUCAUACAAACACGAUGAGCAGCUGGCAAUGAAAAUGCUGACCUAUGAACUCAAGAACUGGAGUAACUCCACCUGCCUGAAGCUUGCUGUAGCUGCCAAGCACAGAGACUUCAUCGCUCACACCUGCAGUCAGAUGCUGCUGACUGACAUGUGGAUGGGAUGCCUGAGGAUGGGCAAGAGCAACAGUCUGAAGGUGAUUUUGGGAAUUAUUUUCCCACCCACCAUCCUGCUCUUGGAAUUCAGACUUGGAGAUGAAGCUUUUCACCAUUCAUCAAGAGAAAACAUGGCUGGGAGCACUAAAGACGAGGACAAAUUUAACAAGGACGCUGCCUCCAACAUGGACACUGUGUCCAAGAAAGGAGAUGAAGAGGAGAACCAGAAGGGGCACCUGAGGAUUCCCAUUGGGAGGAAAAUCUAUGAGUUUUACAACGCCCCCUUCACCAAGUUCUGGUUCAACACGAUCUCAUACCUGGUGUAUCUCAUGCUUUAUAACUACAUCAUCCUGGUGAAGAUGGAACGCUGGCCUUCUUUGCAGGAGUGGAUUGUCAUCUCUUACAUCAUCACUUUGGGCCUGGAGAAAGUCAGACAGAUCCUUAUGUCGGAGCCAGGAAAGCUAAAACAGAAGAUCAGUGUGUGGUUGGAGGAUUACUGGAACAUCACCGAUCUGGUUGCCAUCACUCUCUUCAUACUGGGCCUUCUACUGCGGCUCCAGAGCGAACCCUCCAUGGGCUAUGGACGAGUCAUCUACUGUGUCGACAUCAUAUUCUGGUACAUUCGAGUCCUCGACAUCUUUGGAGUCAACAAGUACCUGGGCCCCUACGUCAUGAUGAUCGGGAAGAUGAUGAUCGACAUGUUGUACUUCGUAGUCAUCAUGCUGGUAGUGCUGAUGAGUUUCGGUGUAGCUCGGCAGGCGAUCCUCCAUCCGGAUGAGGAACCUACAUGGCGCCUUGCUCGGAACAUCUUCUACAUGCCAUACUGGAUGAUCUACGGAGAAGUAUUUGCAGACUCCAUAGACCUUUAUGCAAUGGAGAUUAACCCUCCAUGUGGAGACAACAUGUAUGACGAAGAUGGGAAGAAGCUUCCUCCGUGUAUCCCUGGAGCAUGGCUAACCCCCGCUAUCAUGGCAUGUUACCUGCUGGUGGCCAACAUCCUCCUCGUCAACCUGCUCAUCGCAGUUUUCAACAACACCUUCUUUGAGGUGAAGUCCAUCUCCAACCAGGUGUGGAAGUUUCAACGGUAUCAGCUGAUCAUGACCUUCCACGACCGCCCCAUCCUGCCUCCCCCACUGAUUGUCUUCCCCCACAUCUACAUCGUACUGAAGAGCCUGUGCUGCAAAUGCAGGCGCAAGCCGGAGGGAGAACGCGACGACCGGGAGAGGCGACUCCAGCUGGUGCUUAAUGCGGAGGAGAUCAAGAGUCUGUACGAGUUUGAGGAACAAUGCGUGGAGGAAUACUUCAGAGAGAAAGAGGAUGAGAAGCAGUCCUCCAACAACGAGCAAAUCAGAGUCACAUCUGAAAGGGUGGAGAACAUGUCCAUGCGUCUGGAAGAGGUGAAUGAAAGGGAGCACUCCAUGAAGGCAUCCCUGCAGACGGUGGACCUCCGCCUGGCUCAGCUGGAGGAGUUCUCUGGUCGGAUGAUGAACGCCCUGGAGAAGUUAGCCGGCAUUGACCGAACCGAGCUGGUUCGUACAGGAUCCAGGGCGUCGUCCGUAUGCGGGUCGUCAUCUCUCUUACGGCACGGCAGCAUCAACAGCGUCGACGGACAUAGUCUGUACCGGUACCAGCUAGACCUUGACGAUAGGAUGACGGGAGAUACAGAGCACAAAGGAGUCCGUCUAAGUCCUGAGAGAAAAGCAAAUAAGUCAGAGGGAGGAAAUACAACAGGGGGCCUUAAGGAUCUUGUUUCAACCCUUGAAGUCGGAGGCGUGAGGGACAGAGCCCAGUCUCUAUCCAACGUUGACAUCUUGAUCUCCCCAUGUGACCUCAGCAGCUCCUCUACUCCGCCACAUGAGGGUCUUACAGGUGCAGCGUUAAACAAAUCAUCACUGAAGGGUCAACUGGAGGCAGUUCCAUCAUUUCCUGUGGAGAGGUCAAAGGUUACAACAUCUUUAUCAUCUCCAAGGCAAGAUGGCGAGAAGUCUGUGAGCUCCAUCAUCUGCAGCCCCAUGGAGCACGAGUGGCUUGACCGUCCGCCAUCUGCUCAGGUGAUAAAAGGAAAUGACAGAGCAGGAGAGGAGGGAUCCGAGGUUCCAGGUCAGGAGUCGCUAGGCGAGACUGUGGUUGGAGACCAAGAUGAGGAGGAGCAGCUGCUGGUGUCUGAAGACAGGAUUUACCCAGCGCUGCGCUCCAAAAGUCUCAACACCAACCCAACGAAAACAAGGACUAAGAGACAAGAGCAAGAGGAGAAGCCUCGCUCAGCUAGCAGUGUUAAAGACUUGGUGUCAGUGUUCAGGGGGGGUCAGGAGGCCUCCGACCAGAACCAGAGACUCUGAACCGUUUAUCCUGAGACCAGAAUGGGGUCUUAACUCAGCAGAGGUUGCAUUAAUAAUGGACUGACUGAUAGGCCUCCACUGAAUGUGGCUCUUUAUUCCCUUCAAUGUUGCUGAUGCCGUUUUCUUAGCAGGCUGUGUUGUUGGGGGGGGGCAUGACCUAAAUCAUAAAAACUUGAGGCAACAUUUAAAAAUUGCAUCAUAAACAAUAAAAACACUUUUAUGUGUUAUCUUUUACAUAAGCACUAAAUGUUUGCAUUAAAAACUACAUUUUGAAGUUAUUCUUCUCUCAUUUCCAGGUAGAAAUUAGUUCCUAGACCCUCCAGGUUUAAUC